Messenger RNA from Westerdykella ornata, 704 nucleotides. Its product is annotated as Prefoldin. Gene Ontology annotation, cellular component: prefoldin complex; cytoplasm. NCBI's taxonomy places the organism in Eukaryota, Fungi, Ascomycota, Dothideomycetes, Pleosporales, Sporormiaceae. The record is from RefSeq and is a predicted model, not a curated record. Gene Ontology annotation, biological process: protein folding. The coding region runs from base 33 to 395 and encodes 120 amino acids. The transcript is spliced from 3 exons. Gene Ontology annotation, molecular function: protein folding chaperone.
AUUCAGUGCAACACCAUCGCAAGCUUCCAAGCAUGUCGAUACCUAACGAUGCUCUUCAGAAGGUUUUGCAGGAGAUUGGCCAGAAGAAGGCCUUUGCUGAGCAGCAGCUCGUCGUCGUGAGACAACAGAAGGCCGCCAAAACCCGCGAAGCUCGCAUGUUGCAGUUGACCGCCAGCGAAGUUACGUCCCUUCCCAAGGAUACGAACGUGUACGAGGGCGUGGGCAAGAUGUUCAUUGGCACUCCCAUUUCCGAUGUGCAAAAGAGACUGAGCGCAGAGAGCGAGCAGCUCCAAGCAGAUCUGUCGAAUCUGAACAAGAAGGAAGAUUAUUUGGAGAAGACGUUUCAGAACAGCAAGGACAGCAUCGAGCAAGUCCUUCGAGGCGCUGGAGCGUGAGCUAGGCAGGAUCGACUCUCGUUUACCAGCACUCGCAAGAAAGAGAAAUUGGCUUGAAUUCGGCAUCUCUGGCCACCGUCGGCUGGAAGCCAAAAGAGAAGCAAGCGCUCAGAGCGGGGCAUUGGUAUCGCAAUCCUCAAAGUUCAUCAGAUGCCCAGUCACCAUCCAAACCGUGGAUGGAACCCUGGCCCGCUUUGCUUCCGGCGUAAUCGAACAGCGCAACUGUUCGGUCAUUAUUAUGAAUGGAGAUUGUUAUAUAGUGCAGAUCAACAGGCAUUGCACACGAGAGAGACAUGGUUGAUUCCGAGU